GCUUCAGGCCCAUGUUGCUAUGAUUGUGGCGCUACACCCUCGGCUGCGUCGAAGUUUCCAGCUGGGGUGACCGACGCUUGCGCGUUCCACUGGGAGCUCUACCUUUCUGGCUUCACGACCUACGGCAGCUGGCGGGAGUUCAAUGCGAAGAAGGACAAGGACACGGCGAUCCAAGAGGCGUGGACCAGCGCAGAGGAGACCAAGACAAGCGGCGAAAAAAACUGGCUGCCCACGCAGGUCUUGCAGAGCAAGAUCUACAAGUGCACAGUGACGAAGAGCAUGGCAGAGCGCAUAGGCGUCAAGAUGCAGGAUCUCGUGGACGUCAACAACGCCCUGUACAAAGGGUUGCUGAUCCCGAACCCAGCGAGGCCGUUCACGGAGUUCAACUUCACCAAGACAAUCGGCGUCGAGAGGUCUACAGUCGUCAUGGGCAGCGCCGACCAGAUGUACGAGCAGCAUGCGGACGUCGUCUUCGAUUUCGCCAAGGCCGAGAUGCAUAAGGCAAAGGAUGUCAAGGAUGCUGCAGUCAAGAUGAGGGCAACGCCAUGGGACCUCGCAGACCUGGUCAAGAAGUCUUGCGAGUAUCGCGGGGUCGACGUGCACCCCAUGAACUGCAGCCCCAUGGCAGCGGUGCUCAUGGGCCAGUUUGGCAACGUGGACGAGGAUGCCGCCCGCGCCUUUGGCCCACCACCUCGCCGCGAGCCGCGUGAGGACGUUGCCAAUCUUGCCGACGUGGCCGACCACGAGGCUGGUGAGGGGCAGCUCGACGAGGGCGCGGCUGCAGAUGCGGAGGGGGCAGGUAAGACUGCCCGCGCGCCCUACCUCCAUCGCCGUGCGGUCUUGGAUCGCAUGUCGUCGGUUGGCCUGGCUCCUGCUGUGAAGAGGCGCGGCUCUGGUGCUUCCCGAGUUGGUGGGGAUGCUGCGAGCGCCAUCUCUCCGAGCGCGGCAGGCUGCGUCGGCAAAGGCAGCGGGGGCAAGCGGGUGCCCAUGGAGGACGGCUUGUCGAUCACAGAUGCAGCUCGAGAUGACCUCGUGCAGCGGAGGAUCAACGCCUACGACAUCGAUAAGAUCAUGAGGAACGAGAACAUGGGCCGUGAGAGGCUGUGGUGUAGCGACUCCCGAGAUCUCUUCUUGCGCAAGGGCGACGCCAGGGCCGAUGCCCUGUCCAAGCACCUGGACCUCGCGAAGCACGCCGAGAACCUGGUCAGCAGCUCCAUUUCAGAGAUGGGCGCUGGCAUGCUCGAGACCGCUGUGAAGGAGAAGCUUUUGUCUAGCGUCGUGAAGCUGGGCGAGUCUGGGAAGGAGGCCGUGCACACCAUCGCGGACGCGAGCCUAAAGUAUUGCGCCAUGAUCGUGGAUCGGGAGGACUGCGAGGACUUCGACACAACGGUGACCGACCUGGAGCUGUCCGUGAAGGGCCUGAAGGACAAAGGAGACAAUAAGCGCGUGCCAUACAAGGUGUACCAAUCUCUGAUGUUCAUGCCUUACUACGACGGGCUACUGAAGGAGUUCGGCGCGAAACACGAUUUCACCAAGGAGUUUCUUGCCAACCUCCCUGCGCAGGAGGCGGAGCUUCGCAAGGACGCAGCUUCCGCUGGGAGGAGUGGUCUUAUUGCAAGUAUGCUGACGCUGAUGGAGCAAACGAGCACCAAAUGCAGGGCAGGGACAUUCGAGCACCUAGCCGAGCUGUUGACUGAGUCGCUCGAGGGCUUCAUUCGUUCCCUGAGCAUCGCGAACCCGAGCACCGCCGACAAAGAUGCCUACAAGAAGUUGGUGCUGGCAGAACAAUGUCUCAAGCAGGCGUGCACCGUCCUGCCCGCCAAUGUGGAGACCUGGAUGGCGCACCUCAGGACUUGCGAAGUAGCCAUGGCCGCGGUUGGCAAGGCUGACUACGCGAAGAACCUGACCACCGUGCUCGAGCAGUACAGGACCUUGCAGCCGAAGUCGGUGAACAUGGAAGCCGUGGUAGAUGUCGACUGCGCCGUGAAGGAUGCCAGCUCUGCGGGCGUGGAGCUCGACGAGGAGUCCUUGCAGCAGCUCUUGGAGUUCAUUCAGGAUUCGGCCAUCGCCAUCAAAGCGUUGCUGAACGACACGGCUCUACUUCUUCAGAAGGUCGGUGAGAGGCCGCCGUGCCCGGGGAUGAGUGGCUUCAUCAGCCAGAUGGAAGAUAUGAGUGCUAAUAUUCGGGAUGCGUACUUGCAGAGGACGCGUGAUGCCAUGGUGACCGCAACAGACAAGCUCAAUUGCCUCGCGAACCUAGGGCCAACUGAGGGAACUUCUUGGUCUGCCGACGUCCCUGCCGACAAGGGCGACGACUUCGCCACGGUCAGGGAGGUGUUCCUGACAGCGGUUGCCGAGCUCGACGGCAACAGCUUCACUGCAAUGAUCAAGGAUCCAGAGACGUCUCAGAAGCAGGUGGCCGCCGCCCACGAGCUCUUCGGGUGUCCUGCUGAGGCCGCCAUCUUCGAAUCCAGUGACAAUGUGGUGAGAACGAGCUGUGUCACCAGGGCGACGGCAAAGUGCCUCCACGCCUACGAGAUGCACCAGAAGGACGAGAACGAUGCCAAGUUGCGCAGGGAGCUCCGCAAGACGCUGCAGACGAUCACGGAGCACCCGAGGCUGGGCGACAUUUCUUCCGAGAUGCAG
This is a messenger RNA of Prorocentrum cordatum, 2646 nucleotides long. The record is from the annotation of a GenBank genome assembly. NCBI's taxonomy places the organism in Eukaryota, Dinophyceae, Prorocentrales, Prorocentraceae.